AAGUGUGGCAACACAUUUGCGGCUAAGCAGCUGUCAGCGACAAGAAUAUUGAGGUUAUGUCCAUGUCAGCUGAGAUUACAUCGUUGCUUCAAUAAAAUUUCAUGAGGGUCAUGUCUUUGGGUUCAUUUGGAAAAAUAGCAAUUUGUUGGUGCGUCAUUACAGUUGCUGGUGUGUCUGGGUUUAUUUUGUCGAAAAGUUCUGUAGAUCAGCGCCGUUAUCAGGACAUGCAAAUACGUGAACGCAUGCGAAAGUCGAAUACUGGUGAAUACGAACCUGUAGGCGAAAGAAGCUUCAGCGGUUAAGUUAAUUAGCCAGCCAUUAUUUACUAUAGUUUUGUUGCACGGCAACUAGCAGCUCCUUGGAACUGUCACGCAUAGUGUAUAAUUAGCAACCAUCAUAUAUUAAUUUAAAAAAAAAACCAUACACGCACAAUGGCCAUGCCACAGAUAAGCCAAGCCGACCAGGCUAAAUUGCAGUUAAUGCAAGAAAUGGAAAUUGAAAUGAUGUCUGACUUAUAUAAUCGUAUGACAAAUGCCUGCCACAAGAAAUGCAUACCACCACGUUAUGGCGAAGCUGAAUUAGGUAAGGGCGAAAUGGUCUGCAUUGACCGCUGUGUGGCCAAAUAUUUGGAUAUACAUGAAAAAAUUGGCAAAAAACUUACAGCUAUGUCCAUACAAGAUGAGGAGCUUAUGAAAAAGAUGUCUGGCUAAGCUACUUCAAACAACAACAACAACUCAGGCCACUAAACCAAUUUGAAAAUAAACAAACCAAUAAUUUUUACUAACUAAUUUUAAGUUUGCUGCGUUGUUUCCAACUUCCUUAUUUGUUGACACUUUCCUCAGUAUGUCGUUUGACACAACACCAUUGCAACAUUUUGCUGUGCAAAAAUAAAAUAUAUGAAUAAAAAUGUAAAUUUGAUUGCAUUUCAUAUGAGUACGAAUCCUACUCUCAAUAAAACAAAAAAAAAACAUUUUGUUUUAAAAUAAAAUUAAAA
Bactrocera oleae (olive fruit fly) is the source of this 994-nucleotide messenger RNA. RefSeq names its product translocase of inner membrane 10 (gene Tim10). The record is from RefSeq and is a predicted model, not a curated record. Lineage: Eukaryota; Metazoa; Arthropoda; Insecta; Diptera; Tephritidae. Gene Ontology annotation, cellular component: mitochondrial inner membrane. Gene Ontology annotation, biological process: protein insertion into mitochondrial inner membrane.